Messenger RNA from Tinamus guttatus (white-throated tinamou), 3163 nucleotides. RefSeq names its product actin binding LIM protein family member 2 (gene ABLIM2). Gene Ontology annotation, biological process: cytoskeleton organization; lamellipodium assembly. Lineage: Eukaryota; Metazoa; Chordata; Aves; Tinamiformes; Tinamidae. Gene Ontology annotation, cellular component: actin cytoskeleton. The record is from RefSeq and is a predicted model, not a curated record. Gene Ontology annotation, molecular function: actin filament binding.
AUCCAAGCUAAUCCUCAGUUAGAAACUGCUCUCUACGCCAGUUUUCUCCCAUCGCGAGAGAAGAGAAGGAAAACUCUUGGAAAAGAUACAUCUAAAUAAAUCAGCUUUAGCUCUUGCAGAAGGAAACCAACUAAGGCAGGAGAAAAGCAUUAUCACCCAAGUUGCGCACGAUGUGUCAGGUGCAGUCAGAUGUUUGCAGAAGGAGAAGAAAUGUAUCUUCAAGGUACAUCCAUCUGGCAUCCAGUUUGUAGACAGGCUGCAAAGGCUGAGGAAAAAAACAAGGAAACUAGGACUUCCUCUGAGAGUAUUAUUUCUGUACCUGCUUCAAGUACAUCAGGUUCCCCAAGCCGUGUGAUCUAUGCAAAGCUUGGAGAUGAAAUUCUUGACUACAGGGAUUUGGCUGCUCUUCCUAAAAAUAAAGCCAUCUAUAACAUUGACCGCCCAGAUAUGAUCUCCUAUUCUCCAUAUAUCAGUUACUCUUCAGAUGACAGGCAUAGUUAUGGGGAGUCACCUCAGUUGCUCUCUCCAACACCUACUGAGGGUGACCAAGAUGAUAGAUCUUUCAAACAGUACAGGACAUCGAGUCCUAGUUCUGCUGGCUCUCUGGGUUAUGGUCGCUACACUCCAACAUCCCAUUCUCCUCAGCAUUACAGCAGACCAGCUGGUACUCAGACUCUUGGUACCAGUAGCUGCAUCUCCCUGCCCCAACACCCAAGCCUUACAUCUACAUUCAGACAUCAUUACAUCCCUUUCUUCAAAGGCAGUGAAAGUGGUCGGAGCACUCCAAGUUUAUCCAUGUACUCAGACAGCAAAUCUUCACCUUCUGUCUAUCAGCAGGCUCCUAGGCAUUUCCAUAUUCCAGAAACGGGCGUAAAAGAUAACAUCUAUAGGAAACCUCCUAUCUACAAACAGCAUGCAGCAAGAAGAUCAGAAGGGGAGGAUGGAAGUUUGGAUCAAGAUAAUAAGAAGCUGAAGAGCAGCUGGCUCACUCUGAAGGGGGAUGCGGACACGAGAACUAACUCGCCGGAUUCAGACACACGGUCACUCUCUCUAACUCCCGGUGGGGACAGAGAAACCUUCCUGAGGAUGCAGGACAGCAGCACCACCACCACGUACUCCCGAUUUCCUUAUGCUAAAUCUGCUUCUUUACCUGGCUAUGGGAGGAACGGCUUACAUCAGCCUGAAAAUAUGGGACAAUAUGAACCAGACCAGGAUGCCAGUUGGGGCAUGAAAGAGUACAAGGUAAGAAGAGCUUUUCCAGCUCUGGAAGAACAAUCAGAUUCAGCACUUCCUAGCAAGAUUUAUCCUUAUGAAACACUUAUUGUAACAAAUCGAGUUCGUGUGAAAUUGCCUAAGGAUGUGGACAGGACCAGAUUGGAGAGGCAUUUGUCCCCUGAAGAGUUCCAGGAAGUCUUCAAAAUGAGCAUUGAGGAAUUUGAUCGUCUGGCACUUUGGAAGCGGAAUGACCUGAAGAAAAAGGCCCUGCUUUUCUAGCCCCUCCCAAAUAAAAUAUGUGCUUAAUCAAAACAGAAAAUAGUCUUGCCAGAACUAUCACAUGCACUUGCUGUUGAACCAUUGUCCAGCUUCAUUGUGUUAUUAUGUGUCGGGGGAAACGAAGGACAGAUUAUAUGGCAGAGCACUGGAAUACAGAGAAUUUGCUAAUUUUGCAUGACCAGCUGGUUUUGUUGGUAACUCCUGGUCCUACCCGGUUUACAACAUGCAGAUAUCUAGCUUUAAAUUUAUUGUUGCUUGCAGUUAUUGCUUGAUAAAACAGGAGGUUUUGAAAGGAAGAGCAAAAGGUGUAGCUGUGGCAAAGGAAAUUCAUCUAACAUUUUGUUUCAGUAAGUUUUACAGCAGAGAUGCAAGUUUUACAAAAUCAAGCAAGUAAUGAACACAGAAUUCUCCGAGUGGGGAAUCACAUGUUAUUAAAAAUCUGGUAAAAGCCAAAGAAAAGCAUGUCAGCAAGCAAUUACUGCAACUGUUUUAAGUGUGGUACUUUUUAAGAAUGAAAGCAAAACUAUGGAAGCACCUUAAAUCUAGUUCAUAUCCUUUAGACACAAGCUACUAUCUUAAAGGUCGUAUUUGUCUAAAUGGUAACUAGCUAUCUUUAAUUACAACACAAGAGUUUUUAUUUUAUUAAAAAUAUAUUGUGACAUACAACACUUAUAAUAACUAAAAUGUAUAGAAACAUACUUAAAAAUGUAAUCCCAUUCGUCAGGAAAACUAAAGCCUUAUUGAAAACUGGUUUAAGAGUGUAUGGUGCCAGUAAACUGUGUUUUCCUAAUAUUUUGGGAUGUUUGGAGAAUUUUUUUUUACAUUUCAUGCUGAUAAAAAUACCAUGUACUCUUAAUUAUAUGUAGAUAGAUAGGUCUAUCUAUAAAAUAAUUAUUUUCAUUAAUAUAUGUUCUAAAUGAAGGCAUUCUUACUUUCUCCACUUUCUGGCUUUACAUGCUAAGCCAUGAGAACUAUGAUGGCAAUCGGUAGGUGUGGAAAUGGAACAGUUCAGCAUAAAAUGUAACAAAAAAGCUUAAUGUGCUCUAUCAAUAAUAUAUCAAAUUAUAAUCCAAUAUAACUAUUAUAAAUUGCUCAUGCACUAAUAUUUGCAUGUUUCUGUAAAAAUCAAUCUUUAAAAAAAAAAAAAAAAAAACAACUAUGUGAUACCGGUGCAGUACCUUGAAACUUUAUGUUAAACAACAGGCAAAGCUAACAAAAUCUAAGCAUUUGAUAUGAGCGUUAGACCUUAAUAUCUCUUCCAGCUGAAAGACUGUAUUAAGUUUAAUAAUUUCAUAUGGUCAGAAGUACUGUCGCUGACAAAGAAUGUUUUAAAGUGAGUUGCUAGUUUUGUGCAAUGCUGAAAUUGCAUUACAGAAAGGUACAUUUUUCAGCCAUGUGUCAGUAUUCUGUAUUUUUACUGCCUUGAAUGUUUGUACUCACUUCCUACUUCACUAUGUCUUUUUGCAUUUCCUUAAAGUAACUGAUUAAUAUAUGCACUACUACUCACUGGUUCAACUGACCCAGCAUUAGAAAUAUCAUAGCAUUAAACAUGCCUUCUUCCAACUAACUUUCAAAAUCCAUGCUGUUGGAAAUAAAUAUUUUCUCAUGACCUAAAUGUUUUGUCUGAUGAUACAAAUGUUUAAAAAAUCAUUAAAAUUACCACAUAACU